UCAAGCCCAGGCAUGGCUCAAGUGGAACCAAAGGAGCCUCGCUUGUGCAAUUCUGUGCUUUUACAUGGAAAGAUUACACACGUAACAACAAUUCAUGUAUAUAUCAUAUCAGAUUAGUUCUUCACAGAGAUUACAGUCCCACUUCCCAAUAUGUAAAUAAAUGUAUGUCAACUGUCAAUACACCAAACCUGUAGUCCCUUUCAGGUGUGGAUUGACUUGAUAGAAACAAGCCGGCCCAGCAUGCAGACGUGUGAUUGGUCCACGGAUGUUGCGUAGAGGAGACGGCAGUAAUUGAGGUUGACAGUGAGCUGAUCAGCGAAUCCCUCAGUCAACAUCACGCUUGACUGUGUGCUCCACUCCGUGUCUCCUCAAGAGUGCAGAAAGACAAUGUCAGGACCGAGACCUGUGGUGUUAAGUGGCCCGUCUGGAGCGGGCAAGAGCACACUGAUGAAAAGGCUCAUGAAUGACCACGAAGGAGUGUUUGGAUUCAGUGUGUCACACACAACAAGGAACCCUCGCCCUGGAGAGGAAAACGGCAAAGGCCUCAACGCGCUCCCCAUGCUUCUGGGGGCUACUUUACUGCCCGUAGCAGACGUCUUUUCCUCAGAAGACUUAGACACGUCAUUUUUGUGUCCAAAUGAAUCAGACACCAAACAUGAAGAUUACCACUAUACCACUCGAGAGGCUAUGCAGGAGGGCAUCCAACGCGGCGACUUUAUUGAGAACGCCGAGUUUUCUGGAAACCUCUACGGAACAAGUAAAGCUGCCAUAGAAGACGUGCGGGCCAAGAAUCUCAUCUGCAUCCUGGAUGUGGACAUCCAAGGUGUGCGCAGGAUUAAAGAGACGGACCUGAACCCCAUCUACGUCUCCAUCCAGCCUCCAUCGAUGGAGAUUCUGGAAAAGCGCCUGAGAGACCGACAGACAGAGUCCGAGGACAGUUUACAAAAACGUCUGGAGGCAGCUCGCAUCGACAUGGAGCUCAGUAAGGAGCCAGGAGUGUUUGACGUCGUCAUUAUAAACGACGACUUAGAACGAGCUUACGAUGAGCUGAAGGCCAUCCUUAAUGAUGAAAUCCAGAAGGUUCAAGAGACAAAAUCCUAAAACAAACAAACAGGAAAUUCGUCAGCAUCGCAAAGUCCAUCUUCGUCAUUGCCUGUAAACACAGCAAACAAUAAAGUCUGUGCUGAAGAAAUGUUGUCUUUUAUGCCCAGAAGAAAAA
This is a messenger RNA of Syngnathus typhle (broad-nosed pipefish), 1219 nucleotides long. RefSeq names its product guanylate kinase 1b (gene guk1b). The coding region runs from base 388 to 1101 and encodes 237 amino acids. Lineage: Eukaryota; Metazoa; Chordata; Actinopteri; Syngnathiformes; Syngnathidae. Gene Ontology annotation, cellular component: cytosol. Gene Ontology annotation, molecular function: GMP kinase activity. The record is from RefSeq and is a predicted model, not a curated record. The transcript is spliced from 9 exons. Gene Ontology annotation, biological process: purine nucleotide metabolic process.